Molecule: messenger RNA, 1859 nt
Organism: Clunio marinus
Lineage: Eukaryota; Metazoa; Arthropoda; Insecta; Diptera; Chironomidae
Source: the annotation of a GenBank genome assembly
UAUUGUUUCCUGUUGUGCUAUAACGUGGGACAAUUUCCGCGUUUAAAAGCAAGCAACAUAAUGAGAUGCCUCAAAAAGGCAGCAAGUGAAACUAUACUCAUUCACAUUACAUAAUAAUUUAAAAUCUCGUAAAAGCCACAAGCAACAAAAUAAGGACGAGUUUGUGUGUCUCUACAGAUGAAAUUAAGGAUUAUUGGAUUUUCUCUGCUAUCGUAACAGUCGUCAUUGUUUUUAUAGCCCCGUGAAAAUAUUUAUUUAGAUCAUAUACCAAAUGUAUAAAUUUUGGAUAAUUGGAUUAGUUCUAGCAAUGCUCGAAGAUCUUUGUAGCUCAGUAAAAAUACAAAAAAUCACUGUGCCAUCUGUUGUCGUGAUGGAUUACAAUCUAAAUUUAAGCGAAAGACCAAAUUUAUCUGCCCCUGAGUUCCUGCUUGAUUGUGAUUUCGAUAUGGAAGAAAAUGAAAGCGGAUUAGUCAUCAAAUGGCUACUAAAUAACCAGGCCAUAUAUCAAUGGAUACCACCUCGGCUGCCAACAGCGCUUUCGCUGUUGAAAAAUCGAAUUAGAAAGAAUUUCACCGUUUCAGAUGAUCCAAUGAAAAAGUAUCGCGGUUUGGCUGUGACGAAACCAAUGCUUAACUUCUCGGGCAACUACACUUGCUCAGUGCAGACGUUUCAAUCUUCAGAUAAGAAAACAUCACACUUGCAAAUAAUUGUGCCAGAAUCGCAUUUCAAGCUGAAUUACCGUACAGACUUCGAUAGUAUGGUGCAAAUCAAAUGUAGUGCUUUCAAUGUGUAUCCGGAACCAAAAUUAUCGUUAAACAUAAAUAAUGUAGAGUUGAAAAGUGAUGUUAAAUUAGUUAAGGACAGUAGAGAUGGUUUAUUUGAUGUCAAAGUGGUUGCAAAAUAUCCGAAGAAUUCUUUGAAGUCCGAAACGAUAAUCAACUGUCAAUUAACAAUACCAGACACGAACUAUACGAAGAUACAGGAGACUGUUUAUUAUGAACAAGAACCAACGUCAUCAGAUCCGGAUUCAGAUGAAGAAGCUGAUCUAGUUUUGUCUCUAGAGACAGAGACAGGACUUUUGACGAAUCAACAUACAAAAGACCACUCAGCAUCAUCAUCGAAACCUUUCACCAUUGUAUUCUUCGAGUGCUACAUGAUACUAUUUUUUACGAUUUUUGUAACAAAGCUUUGUUGAGAUUGGAUGUAUUUGUUGAGCUAUCACAAAAAGCUGCCACAUGAGAAUCAUCGAUUGUAAGUUUCCACUGAAAAGAAGGAAAAUCAGCGGUAACUGAGAAGAGAAUGGAUGAAAGGAUAACCAACAGGCAACAUGGACUUGAUCAACAAGGACUUCAAGUGGAGACCACUUUAAACAAAGACAUAAUAAACAAUGAUUGAAUUAAAAACAGUGUAUAAAUGUUAGGAACAUAGUUCGCUAUUAGUUUUGAUGGGCAGAGAAGCAGUGCUUGAAUAAAUUACAAUUUGAUUACUAAAUUCUAACUAAAUUGAUGAAGAAAAAUUACACCCAAAACGAUACACGAAAAAUUUUCCGUUAACCGUGAUUAAUGGAUAAUGUUGCUAUGUAUGUAGAAAGUUGGAUGAAAAGCGGGGAAAAUUUAGUGCUUUUACGGAAAAGAAAAAAAAAUAGUAAUUUGGUGAUAUUUUUUCAUGACGAAUAUAAAAAUAAUAAAAAAAAUAUUGAAUAUGUUUAGAUUCCUAUAUGAGAAAAAAAUGAUAAGUGUUAUUUGCUGUAUUUAGUAACGUAAGGGAGACAAAAUUAUACAAUAAUUAAUGAGACAAAACAUGAUGGAAGAAAUAAAAUGAAUUUUUAACUGAAAGUAAAGUUUACUUCAUCAUUUUCG